Molecule: messenger RNA, 4226 nt
Organism: Scatophagus argus
Lineage: Eukaryota; Metazoa; Chordata; Actinopteri; Scatophagidae
Gene: tmem265
Product: transmembrane protein 265
Exons: 2
Coding region: 1741-2805 (354 amino acids)
Source: RefSeq, a predicted model, not a curated record
CAAAAAGGAGAAAACAGGAGCACAGUUGCAGAACGGAGGAGAGAAUAGGAUAAACAAAAGGAAAGAGGCAACAGAAAGACUAUAGAAAGAAGAAGAGGGGCGAGGAAGAACUUAACCCCCCCACCGCCACCACAGCGAAGUGAGGAAAAUGGAAAAUCUCUCUUCUCUUAGAAGCCAGCAGAGCGCAGAGCUGAAUCUGACAAGAAAGAUGACUCUCCAUCCCUUUUCUCACCAGUCUGAUUAAACCUCUCACUCUAAAAUGAAGCCAGCACACAGAGCCACAGAAACCAGGGAGUUGAGGACCUGAGCCUUUGCUAAAGAUGCAGGAACUGGAAUGCCUACAGAUUGACUUGAAGAAGCAGCACAAGGUGGAGAAGACAAGGUGACGCCAGGAAACUCCCUAUGAAAACUGCAUCUGCGGCUGACAAGAGAAACCAAAAUUAAAUUCUGGAAUGAGGAAAUCAGUCAGCUUCCUUGUGAAACUGUUUCCAAAAGAUUCAUUUUCGACAAAAUCUGCCUCAGAAAUUCCCAAUCCUUCUGUUUAAGUAUGCAGUAAGCCGGCUGUAAUGAGUUAAUCUACAACAGAGGGAUGAUUUCCUUGUGUGACUAAGACAGUAAGUAGACAGAGCGAGGACUAAUUAAAGUUGUAACAUCUGCCUUCUGAGCUCUAAAUGUGUCUACAGGCUGCAAGCAUCUCUCGCUCCACUUCCUCCGCUCUUAUUUCAGGCCAAAGAAGAGUAAAUAAGGUAUCAGCCUGCUCCUAAACAAUGCAACUAAUCUUCUGCAAGUGGCAUCAUCGUGAUUACCAUAACCAAUGAGUAUACUGUAACUGGGUGCUUCUAAAUAUUCGCAACAGCUUCCAACGGAACUUACACGGCUGAGGGUGGAGGAGGAGGAGGUGGAGGAGGAGAAACUGAGGAGGGUGGGAGGUCUGGACUGGAGCACGUAACAUGCUUACAAAUUAACACCACGACCAAACUCGGACAGCGUGAGUGAGUGAGUGAGUGAGUGAGCGAGUUUCCCUCUCGUCCUCCUGUGGCGGUGCUGCGCCGCUCUGCCUCCUCUCUCUCAUGAGCCAUCUUCCUCGGCUCGAUCGGUCCGCGGAUUCCGCCUCGCCGCUGAUGCAGCCGCUUCACUUCUGACCGACUUCUUCCCCGGCAGCAGCAGCAGCAGCAGCAGGAGGAGGAGCAGCAGCAGCAGCAGCAGCCCCCCUGCACGGCUCUCUGCCCCCGCUGCUGUGUCCAAAGAUAAAGCCGACAACAACAGAAGCCGACACUGCGGGAGGUGACAGAUCCGGAUUCAGACCCAGAUCGAGCCUCUGCAAUCAACAGCGAAGCCGUGUGAGAUAUCGGCCACGCCAGAUCUGCACGGAGCGGGCGAAAAAAUCUUUUUAAGUCAGAGCCGUUUUUUCUUUUCUUUCUUUCUUUUUUUUGUUGUUGUUUCCAUUAACUCGGAUCUGCUCGGUGUGGCUGUGGCGAUGACUUUCUCCUCUUGCAGCCUCGAGAUGAGCCUUUUUCUGGGAGCCUGACUGUGUACAAACGGCCGGACUUUAAGACUUUAUCACCGCGCCCGACUCAUCAACGACGAUAAAAGAGACUUUACUGGUCACCGACAGCGCUUCUACUUGUGGGAGGGCCAAUAAAAAAAAAACAAAAAACAACCAAAACCCAAAAACAUACGUUACUUGCUGCACAUCAAGCCAGGAGGAUCGAGCCCAAGUGCAAGACGAAUGGUUUGGGCAUGGUGCCCACGCCCCAGGUGUGCGUGUCAACCCUGGUCACGGUGAGCACGAUGGCAGUGGUGGACCUCUACCUGCUGGAGCAGAGCAUGCUGGGAGCUCGAGGUCUUCCAGGACCUAGUGUGUGGCAGUAUGCAGCAGUGUUGCUAGGUGACGUGGGCUUCCUGCUCGCACUGCGCUUUGUGUCCGCAGGCGUGGUGUCAGAGGCACGCUCGCCACGUCGGGGUUUUGCAAAUGCCCUCUGGUUCCUGUUCCUGUCCCUGCUCCAGCUCAAGCUCUUCUUCGUGUGCCAUAACUACAGGCAGGAGCGCCGGCCACCGGACCCGCUGGCCAGGAAGACCUUGACGCUGCUGCUCUCCAUCUGUCUUCCCUCCCUGUUUCUUAUCCUGACGGGGGCCGACCACAUGACUCCGCAGCGCAGGAAGCAGGAGGUGCGAGGCCGGCUCCUGUGGGUGGUGGUAGACUUGCUGGAUGUGCUGGACCUUCAGGCUGGGCUGUGGGAAGCCCAAGGAGGAGCCGCAGCGGGCAGUGGAGGGAUCACUGAGCAGAGGCUGCCCAUCUGGGCCGAGGGCCUGGUCUUCUUUUACUGCUACGCACUCCUGCUGCUGCUGCCAUGUGUAGCCCUCACGGAGCUGGGGGCCACUGGCCUGCCAGGACAGAGGGGGCCCCGUAAGGAGGCUCUGUACCCUUGGCUCAGCUUGGUCACUAUCAACAUCUUCACCCUAGCCCUGAGGGGCACGGGCAUGCUGUGGUACAGGGACUCUCGUGUGUCCACUGUGUUCCUGGGGAAGAACCUGCUGGCUCUGGCCGUGAAGCUGAGCUCAGCCUGGGAGAGACACAAGCAAGAGCGCGGUGCUGCGAGAGCUGGGACUGUGGCUGGAGCAGAACCAGGAGACUCGACCCUGCCAAGCCAGAGCUCGGGACAAGUAGAGGGCGAGGCCCAGGGGAAAGCCCCUCCCUCUCAUUAUCACACACUGUCUCGCUCCCAAAGCCACACGCUCCCUCAUGUCAGCCUGGAGCCCUCAGAGACACCCUUAGGACCCUCCUUCAUCUCCCACGAACUCUAGAGAGUCGUUCUGAACAUGCACACGUCCACAAGAGCAUGCACCCCAAAUGUCAGAGCAGUGAUGGGUUCAGUGCUAAACUGUGGAAAUGCUCUGCACAUUUUGUUGUGCUAAGACUAACUAAAAAAUGUAUUACUGUGAUUUGUGGGUAUUUUUAACUUGAACACUGUGAACACAUCUAUCAGGCUGUAAAGAAUAUUCCAGAAAUAUAUGUUGAUGUCUAGUAGUGUUUAUUCCCUUCUUUUAUCUGGGCGCAACUGCCACAGAUGUGUUGAAUUCGUUGCACUCAGAAGCCUUGAAGUUUGUUUGCAGUAUUCAUCACAACUGUUUUAAUUCCGAUUUCUCGCUACAAUCGUCUGUGGGUCUUAUUUCUUAAAGCUGAGCUAAGCUCACGUGGUUUGUGGGAAAAAAUUAGAUGAUCACCAUCCUGCCAAAAUACAGACUGUGACCUUUACUGUACAUUUUCUGUGUCACUUCACAGCGAACCGUGACAGAGAAAAGUUUAAUACAGAAUAGUGAUGAUUUAUUUUUCCUUUUAGUACCACAGAGACAUGAUUCAAAAGUCACCUACCAGUAAAAUUCACACUCUACACAGUGCUUCAGCAUUUCAAUGCAGAGUGUAACCCAGUGAAAAAAACCUUUUUGGCUUGUGGCCCUUUAAAUCAAAGUCUACUCACGAUGCCAAGUGAGGAUUGGUUUCGGAAGUCUGAAGAGGUAAAACUAUCCACUUUUCCACAAUAAAAGAAGCUCAGAGAAGAUGCAGAACAUCAUAAUAAACACAAUAUGUGGAACAGAUGUUUUCUCCUCAUACAGCGCGCAUUUUUUAUUUUAUAUCAUGACCUCCCAGAUCGACUAUUGCCACUCUUUGAAGGAUCCCUACAACAAAUGUCACCGUGAAGGACUUUCAUUCAAACCAAAGGGAAACACCGACUCAUAUUACUCAGUUGUCUGGCAGGAGAUAUUAAUUAGUGAAAUCGCUCACUGUGGCGUUUGGAUGGAGUGAAAACCUGCAGACUCAUGGGCCUCCUGGACGACCAUCCUUGCCAAACUGUGUUUUUUGACUUUACCUAAAUGUAAAUGAUUUAAUUUUAUUUUAUGUAUGUGUACUGAAUCUUUGCUUAUUUUCGCUGUUGGCUGAAACCAUCCAGUGGUGAUUUUAGCACAACAAAAUGUGCACAGCUCAAGAUGCCAAGUGUUUAUGAAAGACACUGUUUCUAUAAAUAAAAUUUUUCAGCGGUAGGGCUUAAGGAUGGGCAAUAAACACUUUGCAUCAUCUUAAUCCUAUUGCAACACAAAACUACAGCACAGGUAUAUUUUAGUACAGUUGUUUACAAAGACAGAAUACCAGUGUAAGUAAUCCCUUUACAGUUUCAGAACACAUUCAAAAUUCAUGUUUUGCCGUCUUCUGUCGUCUGUACUUGUCU